CACACGGACACACGCACACUCGCUCAUUCACCUGCUUCCAGUAAAGAUGUUCUGCAGACGGGCAUGGCAGAGAGUCGGGCCGCUGGCACGCCAGGCCUUUGGACCCACAUCCAGGAAUGCAGCUCCAGUGCGACACAUGGCCUUCGGGAUUCCUGGAGGCUCCACCAACAUGACGUACUAUCUCCUGGGUGGAGGAGGUCUCACUGCUGCUAUCGUCUAUGCUUAUAAAUCAGUGAGUGGUGAAGCUGUUGCCCCUGUGGACAAACUGGCAGACAUGGGCUCCCCAGCAAAGGCUGAGGAAGCAGCUCCUGCACCCGAAGCCGCCCCAGUUGAGGAGGCAGCCGCCGAGUCUGUUCCCGCUCCUGCAGAGGUAGAAGCGGAGGCCGCUGCCGAGGUGGUCGUUACUGAGGCUCCAGCGGCGACAGAAGAAGCUGCUCCACCUGCAGAGGCUGUCCCUGAAGCUGCUUCGGAAGUUGCUGCCGAAGCUGAGGUGGUCGCAGCAGUCGAGGCUGUCGAGGCUGCCGCACCAGAAGCUGUCGAGGCUGCCGCACCAGAAGCAGUGGAGGCUGCCGCACCAGAAGCAGUGGAGGCUGCCGCACCAGAAGCAGUGGAGGUGGUCACCACAGAGGUAGCCGAGGCAGAGGCUGCCUCAACAGAAGCGGUCGAAGCACCGGCGGCCGAGGCCCCAGCAGCUGAGGCAGAAGCCCCAGUAACGGAAGCCCCUGCAGAAGAGAGCGCUGGUACGGCUGUUGUAGUUGAAGCCCCACCUGCCGAGGCAGAGACGGCACCUGCAGCCCUAGAGGCUGAGGCAGCCCCUGCUGCAGAGGUGGCUGCUUAAAGCUCUGAUGGCCCAAAAUAGUUCGGCCUGAAAGGAGGGUUAGGUUAGCUGUGCUGUGUCCCACCUCUCUGGGCCCAGGAAAAAACCGACACAUGAACCCCUGUUUCAGUAAAGAGCUAAAAACAUUGUUCAUUUUUCACUUCAGUGAGUGAAUACCAGUUUGGGGUUCAUCAGUCCAGUUUUCACGGGCCUUCCUUCCCAUGACCUCCCCCCAACCUUUCGAGCCAAACCAUAACAUUCUGCAUCAGGCUGCCUAAACAGAUUCAAUUUGGAAAAGUCACUUUCUAUAGGAAUUCACUUCAAAAGAGCAGAGCUGAUCCCCAUUAUGGUUUGGCACAGAUCAUAGUGUGGAAGUAUGUUAUACAAGGGAGUGAACAGAGUCGGUAACGUUCUUUUGUAAAAUGAUCUUUUGAGUGGCCUUAACCGUCUGAAACAGUCCAUUUAAGAAAUAGUUUUGUGUUUCUUUCAGUUUCCUUUGCACUUGACUUUCCUUUGCUCAGCAGCACUUACUUCCAGCUACAGAAUGUCGCAUGAAUCUUUUUACUUGGAUUGGGGUUAGUGUGCAGACAGUAGGGAGAUGGAUCAGGAAGUGGACGUUUCAUUCACAUUUAACUCUUUCACCCUGAAGUCUGACCAAACCAGUUUGUUUCUUCUCUAGGUGGCAGUCUUUCGGGACUUCUAUGAAACCAUUUAUUCUUCAGAGUGAAACAAAGUUAGAUUCUUUCUCUUCAGAAUGUGACUUUUUUUUUUCAAAUACUUUUAUUUCCAAAACUACAUUCUUUGGUUCUGUCUAUAGCUACGCCUUCGUGUAUCUUCUCAGAAAGCCAUUUUCUGUCGGUUAAGUGUUUUUCAAAGACGCUCUUGCUCCAUCUGGUCUCUGUAACUGUGAUACUAAUCUUUCAGGGAACACUAUUGAAUAGAUUCAUUUCUGUGUCUGAGCAGUGAAAAUUGUCAUUAUCAUUAACAAACAUAAGUGUUCAAAGAAUAAAGCAUCACUGGAUGAUACAUAA
This is a messenger RNA of Limanda limanda (common dab), 1848 nucleotides long. Its product is annotated as fibrous sheath CABYR-binding protein-like. Lineage: Eukaryota; Metazoa; Chordata; Actinopteri; Pleuronectiformes; Pleuronectidae. The record is from RefSeq and is a predicted model, not a curated record. The coding region runs from base 47 to 838 and encodes 263 amino acids. The transcript has 4 exons.